Messenger RNA from Scomber japonicus (chub mackerel), 795 nucleotides. Its product is annotated as gamma-crystallin M3-like. The transcript has 3 exons. The coding region runs from base 232 to 795 and encodes 187 amino acids. Gene Ontology annotation, biological process: visual perception; lens development in camera-type eye. Gene Ontology annotation, molecular function: structural constituent of eye lens. Lineage: Eukaryota; Metazoa; Chordata; Actinopteri; Scombriformes; Scombridae. The record is from RefSeq and is a predicted model, not a curated record.
ACUUAUUCACAUCUACACACAUUCCCGAACUCUCUUAUCCUCUUCUACCAAUCAGCUCUUUGCCCCAUCUGCAAACUUAACUACCAUGGGGUCAAGAGCUUUCAGCCGAUCUGCCCCCCGCCUUUGGAACUCUCUCCCACCAGACAUUAGCACCUCUGACACUGUCUCCACCUUUAAAUCCCGCCUGAAAACGCACCUAUUCAGAGUGGCAUACUCUGUCUCACACUAACUAUGCCAUCACAUUCUUGUUUAUUUAUUGUACUAAUGCACUUUGAAAUCAUCUUCUACGAGGACAAGAACUUCCAGGGUCGCUCCUAUGAGACCGGCAGCGACUGCGCUGAUAUGUCCUCCCACCUGAGCAGGUGCCAUUCCUGCAAGGUGGAGAGCGGCUGCUUCAUGAUCUAUGACCGUCCCAACUACAUGGGUCAGCAGUACUUCCUGAGGAGAGGAGAGUACUCUGACUACCAGCGUAUGAUGGGUUUCGGUGACUGCAUCAGAUCCUGUCGUAUGAUCCCAAUGCACAAAGGAUCCUAUAGAAUUAGGCUGUACGAGAUGGAGAACUUUGGAGGUCAGAUGCAGGAGCUGAUGGACGACUGUGACAACAUCCAGGACCGCUACCGCAUGUCCGAUUGCCAGUCCUGCAACGUGAUGGAUGGCCACUGGCUGAUGUACGAGCAGCCCCACUACAAAGGCAAAAUGAUGUACCUGAGGCCCGGAGAGUACAGGAGCUUCAGGGACAUGGGAUACGAUGGAAUGAGAUUCAGCUCUAUCAGACACAUCAAUGACUCCUGUUAA